AUGUCUCCGCCAACGUAUGAUCGCACGGUCCCGGACAAACAACCCCAGUCGCCAGUGGCCAGCGCCAGUCCAAGAGACGGAUACACCGGCGACAUGGGCAUUGGAUGGAGGCAUCCGGCCCUGAUGGUCGGGCUCGUCAUAUCCGGUGCGAUGCUGUCCAUGGGUCAUCAUUUCUACUACAGGAGCCUCGACGGCGGUCGUGUCGCGUCUCGCGAGGAACAGACGUGGGCGAUCCGGAUCGGAACUGGCUUCGCGUUUUUGAUCAAAUCAUGCCUGGCGUCCGCCGAGACCUGGGCCACCCUCCGCCGGAAGAGCCAUGUUUGCCGUCGGGACAGCCCUCUUGCUCUUCUCACCCUGGACUUGUGGGUCUAUGCAAAGACGCUGACCGUGCUGGCGAUUGUUUCCUGGCUGAUUCCUCUGACGGCGAUCGUUACGCCCGCAACUUUGAACGUGGUUACAUAUCCAGCCAGGGAUGAGAUCGAGCGGCUCGUUCCAAACGUUAACUUCGACCCAUCAUUCUGGCGUAAUGAGGCACAAUUCGAUGAGGCGUGGCACAUCACCUCCCCAUCUGCCAGCAUGGCCCGCGUCUUCACAACCUUGGCCUCAUCGGCCCAAGUGCUUCCAGUUCCUGCACCGUUCUCCAACUCGUCUUACAAUCUCUCAUUCUGGCGACUGAGUGAAGCUCUCAUGGAGAUAGACGGGGUGACGCAGAAACUAGCCGCAGUUCCAGACAACGAGGCUCUACAUGGGACUGCACCUUCGGAUCUCAACAAUACCGUCUUCAUAUCAGCUGCAGGCAGCAAUCCGCUGUGGAACGACAACGCCACACAGCCCACUGAGAUUGUCUGCCAGCUCUGGAAUACCUCCUACGUAGUCGACAUGCACUUCACCAACGGCAUUCAGACGCUGACGCCAAUCUCAGUCGACCACAUCGCCUAUGCCAAUUGGAAUGAAAGCGCUGCUAUCAACUUCGCAGCGCCUUCAUACUCAGAAGUAGAUCCAACAGUGAAUGCAGGCUUUUACAUAAUCCAGAUGAUCCUCUCGGGUCUUCUCCAAGGCGAACUGGUUCAGAGUAAGAGAGCCGGAGUGUAUCAGGAUAAGACUGUUGCAUCUUCGACGACAUACACCGAUACGUCACUUGCGUACACCAGCCUCUUUGCCUGUCCAGAAUUAUGGAACACCAGCAGCUAUUAUUAUAAACAUGGCAACGACUCCACUAAAACUUCGUGCCGGAACGGAACCUUGGCCCAGGCCAUCGAGGACCUCAGCCACAAUUUCACCUACACCCUGCUCAGCCUUAAUGGCGGAAACUCCACCGUCAAAGUAAUGGACUUGACCAACCGCAACUACUAUUUCUACGGCAGUACGGUCCUGCUAGCGGCUUACAUGAGUGCGCUGGCUGUCACGAUUGCGUGCGUCGUCGUCGGCUUCUUCGCCCUGCGACGAAACGGCGUCCCCCAAAACAACUCGUUCUCAAGUGUCUUGAUGACGACUCGGAAUCCGGAGCUGGACCGCUUGGCCGUCGGCCAUUGCUUGGGAUUCGAGCCGCUGAGGGGGAUAUUGAUAAGGUUCGGCUGCAGUUUGGGGAGGCAUGCGGCGUUCGGGUCCAAGGGGUCGGUGACAGCCCUCUCUAAGGGCGAGGAUUAUUAUUAG
Messenger RNA from Aspergillus novofumigatus IBT 16806, 1653 nucleotides. RefSeq lists its product as uncharacterized. The transcript has 7 exons. The coding region runs from base 1 to 1653 and encodes 550 amino acids. NCBI's taxonomy places the organism in Eukaryota, Fungi, Ascomycota, Eurotiomycetes, Eurotiales, Aspergillaceae. The record is from RefSeq and is a predicted model, not a curated record.